AUGACUAAGGACUCAGAACAAAAUGGUCAUAACUCAGACGACAUAUCUUCGAUUCAUGCGAGAAUAGUUAUAUUCGAGCAUCCAUUUGCCUACCAAGUCCUCAAUCCAAAAACGGAACUUUUCUGCUCCUACUGUAUGCGAGCUCCAGUCAAAGGCGAAAAAUUGUUGAAAUGUGCAGCAUGCGACUUCGUUCGGUACUGCAGUAAAGAUUGUCAACGGCUUGCCUGGAAGGUUCACCGACCGGAGUGUCGGCGUCUGCAAGCUGUAUUCCCGAAUCUCCCGCUCACUGAAGUCUUAUUCCUCUCAAAAAUUAUCGACCGAUUGAUUUUCUUGGCUGAAAAUGGAGAUAAAUAUGGGUGGGAGCGUGAGCGAAAGUUUUGGUCGCUUGUAGACCACAAGGAUGAUAUUCGGUAA
Molecule: messenger RNA, 414 nt
Organism: Haemonchus placei
Lineage: Eukaryota; Metazoa; Nematoda; Chromadorea; Rhabditida; Trichostrongylidae
Source: the annotation of a GenBank genome assembly